Priapulus caudatus is the source of this 1667-nucleotide messenger RNA. Its product is annotated as cilia- and flagella-associated protein 53-like. The transcript is spliced from 9 exons. The coding region runs from base 141 to 1517 and encodes 458 amino acids. NCBI's taxonomy places the organism in Eukaryota, Metazoa, Priapulida, Priapulimorpha, Priapulimorphida, Priapulidae. The record is from RefSeq and is a predicted model, not a curated record.
UAUGUCCGCCGUAUAUACACCUUCAGCGGGCAAGGCCCUUCGGCAGCAAGCCAACUGAUUACCUCAUAUUAGAGAGUAGGAGAAGAGAGGAAGCAAGAGAGGCUGCCAUUGCAGUUACGAAGAAUGAGAGUAUAGCUCGUAUGAAGACAAACUGGGAGACGAGAACUAACAAGCGCAUUGAGUGCAACUCAAUAAAAAGAAAAGUUUCGGAGCGAAUGAUUGAAUCAGAUAUCAGUCUAGAAGAGCGAAGGGAACGUCUAAGGUUACAGCUUCAACAAGAUGAGGAAAACUACUUGCAUGAAAUUGAAAGGCAAGUUGAAGACCCUGUUUGUAGACAGGCAAAGAUGCGUGAAAGGGCGAAAGAGUUGAGAGAAAGGAGGGAGACUGAAAGGAAGGGUCUAGUUAAAGAGAAGCUUGAUCAGCAAUACAGAGAGCAAUGUGAAGAACUUAGAGCAACUGUCUCAAAAAGGCAUCAGCAUCUAGUGUCAUCAGAGAGGCAGGAGCAGUUGAAAAUUAAGGAACAGAUGAGAGACGAAUGCAAGAAAGAGGAGCAGCUCUACGAUGAGCUGUGGCAAAAGGAUAUACAAGCCAAGCAAGAACGGGAGAGACAUGACCAUGAGUUGCACCGACGGCGUAACUGUGAGGUGUUGGAAGCUCUGGACAAACAGAAAGCUGAACUCGAGGCUAAAAAAGGGGAAGAAAAACAGCUAAAACAGGAGGAGGCAGAGUUACUGAAACUUAAAGCCAGACUACGUGCUCUGGAAGAACAACAAACUGCUACAGACAAGGUACGCAAACACCAGUCAACUAGAAAAGAGCUGGAUCAGAUUCUAGAGUUCAAGCGACACUAUCUUGCUGCAGAGAGAGAACGAGAACGAGAACUUGAUGCUAUGAUGAAGCAAAUGGCAUUGGAAGGUGUAGGAAAUGAAGCCGCACAAGCAAGUGAGAAGAAGUGUCAGCGAAGGGAUGAAGACAUGAAGUAUCGUGAAUAUGUCAGAGCACGGACGGCUGAAGAUCAGAAAAGAGAGAAAGAGUUGGGAAAAGUGCUUGAUGAUGAGAUAGAGAAGAUGUGGGCCAAAAAACAGCAGGGAUAUGCAUUGGAAAAAGAUGCAAGGCAGAUACUGUUGAGGGAAGUGAUGGAUUGUCGCAAGAAGCAGGUCGAGGCUAAACUCCGCGAAAAUCAGCACAGACAAGAGGAGAUGUUGAGUGAGCGAGAUCGGCAGCAUGCAGCCAUUGAGAAGAACGCCCAACUCGAUCACGAACACCAGCAACGCAUUAAGUCCAAAAACCAGCAGUACGAGAAAGAUCUCAUUGCGCAAAUAGCAUACGAUGCCAAGAGGCAGCAAAAGGAGGUAGAGGAGAAGGACAGGGAGUACCAGUCAGGUAAGAAAGCAGAAGAGGAGUACCAGAAGAAGCUGCACAGCUACCUGCGGGAGGAUCCUCUAAGUGGCUUCACCAGACUCCAUCCCGUGCGACAACACAUGUUGCAGGCUGCGCGAGAAAAGUCUGCCUUCUAAUUCCAGAUACUAGCCUGCGAAGUAAGCCACCUAUUGUAGCUGCCAAGGGUGCGGUGUAAUCAAUAUUGCCAGCAUGCAGUCUAGAUCUGUCAUGUGAUUUUGCAGUGUAGAUGUGCUAGCCAGAUGUAGAUGUGCUAGCAGUGUAGAUGU